GUUCGUUUCGACCGUUCAUUCGCUUCGGCGGGCGCGAGGGACGGGAUAAUGGCGGCAGCGAGCUCGCUCUCCUUCCUCCCCCUCGCGCCGCGGAGGCCUCUCCUACUGAGGCAUGCUGCUCGCCACGGGCGUAGGAAUGUUGGAGGAGCCAUGGGACCCUUGCGGCUCGCGAGGUUGCGGUUGCCCCGCGGCCGUGCAGCCGCCACCGUCGCCGGCGAGGCGGAGUUGCCCAUGGAGGAGGCGGAGGCUGCUCUGAGGGUGGCGGCCGACGACGACAGCAUCACUGCCACAGUGGUAUCCGUGCUGCUCACCCUCGCGUUCGUCGGCCUCUCCCUCCUCACAAUCGGGGUGAUCUACUUGUCCGUGCAGGACUUCUUGCAGAAGAGGGAGAGGGAGAAGUUUGAGAAGGAGGAGGCUGAGAGGCAGAAAGAGGAGGCGAGGAAAAAGAGGGCCAAGGCGAGAAAGAAGAGAAGAAAUUAUUGAUUUCUGGUUCAUAUGGCACCCCAAUAUGUUGCAUGAGCCAAUCCGCCAAAAUUGCUGGAUGGAGCCAUCCAUGUUCUGAUGAGCUUUAUCCCUACUGAUAUGGCAUUUGGUUGGUGAGAUUAAACAUACUUUUUUUUUGUUAGCAUGUUUUAAAUGAUAUUAUCUCCGAAACGGUUUAUCUGAUUUAUGAUCCGACUGUAUAAUUGUAUUCAUUUCAAUUAAAUCAAUAAAACAAGAUCUCGUAUUAUUAUGUUUUGAUAAAAAAAAACUAAAUAUAUGGCAAGUAGGUCCUACAGAAUUUUGGCUAACCUCAUCCAAAUUCUAUCCGUUCAACCAAAUAAUAAAUUGGAUCGCCCUAUCCAUACUACCAAAUAAGAAAUUGGAUCGACCCAUCCAACACAACGUGGAUGAUCAUAUCCUAUUCAACCUUGUCCUCUAACCAAACGUAUCCUUAGUGAACAUACUUCCUCCAUAAGAGUCGCAAUUGUCCUGUUCUUGUUCAUCUUAUGAAGCCUGAGCAUACAGCCCUCUGUUAUAUCAAACAUUAAUACCUGCCAUAUUUAUAUUAUAUGGCGUACUUGAGUAAUUCUUGACUCCUCUAUCCAUUGUAAUUACUUC
Molecule: messenger RNA, 1101 nt
Organism: Phragmites australis (common reed)
Lineage: Eukaryota; Viridiplantae; Streptophyta; Magnoliopsida; Poales; Poaceae
Exons: 3
Coding region: 49-483 (144 amino acids)
Source: RefSeq, a predicted model, not a curated record